Molecule: messenger RNA, 1555 nt
Organism: Chrysochloris asiatica (Cape golden mole)
Lineage: Eukaryota; Metazoa; Chordata; Mammalia; Afrosoricida; Chrysochloridae
Product: 1,25-dihydroxyvitamin D(3) 24-hydroxylase, mitochondrial-like
Exons: 11
Coding region: 1-1542 (513 amino acids)
Biological process (GO): glucocorticoid biosynthetic process; cortisol metabolic process; C21-steroid hormone biosynthetic process
Cellular component (GO): mitochondrial inner membrane
Molecular function (GO): heme binding; oxidoreductase activity, acting on paired donors, with incorporation or reduction of molecular oxygen; iron ion binding
Source: RefSeq, a predicted model, not a curated record
AUGAGAUUCCCCAUCAGCCACAGCCGCCCCCUGACCCUUUUCCUGCAGCAGCUGCGCAGCCUUGGACAAUCACUUAGACCCGAGCCCUCAAAGGCGUGCGCGCCCCCACGGCCGCGAGAGGUGCCCCUUUGCCCACUGGUGACACAUGGCGAGGCGCAGAACGCGACCGCCCUGCCAGGCCCCACCAGUUGGCCUCUACUGGGCAGUCUGCUGGAGAUUCUCUGGAAAGGGGGACUCAAGAAACAGCACAACACGUUGGCGGAGUACCACAAGAAGUAUGGCAAGAUUUUCCGUAUGAAAUUGGGUUCCUUCGACUCCGUGCACCUGGGCUCUCCCUGCCUGCUGGAGGAGUUGUAUCGCACUGAGAGCGCCUAUCCGCAGCGGCUGGAGAUCAAACCGUGGAAGGCCUAUCGAGACUACCGCAAGGAGGCUUAUGGGCUGCUGAUCUUGGAAGGAGAAGAUUGGCAAAGGGUCCGAAGUGCCUUUCAGAAGAAAUUAAUGAAACCAGUGGAAAUUAUGAAGCUGGACAACAAAACCAAUGAGGUCUUGGCCGAUUUUAUGAGUAGGAUGGAAGAACUAUGUGAUGAAAGAGGCCGCAUUGAAGACUUGUACAGUGAACUGAACAAAUGGUCAUUUGAGAGUAUCUGCUUUCUGUUGUAUGGGAAGAGAUUUGGACUGCUUCAGAAGAACUCAGGGGAUGAAGCUUUGAACUUCAUUGUGGCUAUCAAAACAAUGAUGAGUAUGUUUGGGAAGAUGAUGGUCACCCCGGUGGAGUUGCACAAGAGCCUCAACACCAGGGUCUGGCAGGCCCACACGCAGGCCUGGGACACCAUUUUCAAAUCAGUCAAAUCGUCCGUCAACAGUCAGCUAGAGAAGUAUUCACAAACGCCUAGUGCAGACUUGCUUUGUGAUAUUUUCCACCGCAAUCGGCUCUCCAAGAAAGAGCUGUACGCGGCGGUCACGGAACUCCAGCUGGCCGCGGUCGAAACGACGGCUAACAGCUUAAUGUGGAUUCUCUACAAUUUAUCCCGAAAUCCCCAAGUACAACAAAAACUUCGUGAAGAAAUUCAAACAGUACUUCCUGAGAACCAGAUGCCACAGGCAGAGGAUUUGAGAAAUAUGCCAUAUUUAAAAGCCUGUUUGAAAGAAUCUAUGAGGCUCACUCCAAGUGUGCCAUUCACAACUCGGACUCUUGACAAGGCAACUGUUCUGGGUGAAUACGUUUUACCUAAAGGAACAGUGUUGACGCUAAACACCCAGGUGUUGGGGUCCAAUGAAGACAAUUUCGAAGAGCCAAGUCAGUUUAGGCCUGAACGUUGGCUUCAAGAGAAGAAGAUCAAUCCCUUUGCACACCUACCGUUUGGCAUUGGAAAACGAAUGUGCGUCGGCCGCCGAUUAGCUGAGCUCCAGCUCCACUUGGCUCUUUGCUGGAUCGUUCGCAAAUACGACAUCGUGGCCACCGACCAAGAGCCUGUCGGGAUGGUGCACCUGGGCAUACUGGUACCCAGCCGAGAGCUCCCCAUCGCCUUCUGCCAGCGAUAAGAUGCCUCAGGUG